This is a messenger RNA of Impatiens glandulifera, 1390 nucleotides long. Its product is annotated as serine acetyltransferase 1, chloroplastic-like. Lineage: Eukaryota; Viridiplantae; Streptophyta; Magnoliopsida; Ericales; Balsaminaceae. The transcript has a single exon. Bases 115 to 1161 code for a protein of 348 amino acids. Gene Ontology annotation, cellular component: cytosol; cytoplasm. The record is from RefSeq and is a predicted model, not a curated record. Gene Ontology annotation, molecular function: L-serine O-acetyltransferase activity.
AAAAUCUUCAAAAUUCCGGCUUCUUCUUCGUUUACGCCACGCCUCGUCUCAUCGUCGUUAAAUUCAUUCAUUCAUUCCUCUGUCAUCUCCAUAAUCAAUCAAAAAUCUCUAUCCAUGUUUGCUCAUCUUCCCCAUACCGUUUUCUCUCUUCCAUUACAAUCGAAACCCUCUUCCACCCAUCAUCAACAAAUGGCUGCCGUCUGUGUACACUGCUCCAGAACCGAUAUGGACCAACUUUCUCGUGACCCUAAUCCUAAUAACAACAACGCAUCUCAAUUCUACUCUCACGUCAAAUACUGCCGACCCAAUUUCUCCGAUCUGAUUUCCUGUCAAGAACCCAUCAAACAGGAGGAGGAUCUUUGGCUAAGAAUGAGGCUUGAAGCUGAAAACAACGUUCACCAGGAACCAAUUCUCUCAAGCUAUUACAUCGGUUCAAUUCUAUCUCACACUUCCUUAGAAAAAGCUCUAGCAAAUCAUCUAGCUAUCAAAUUCUGUGAUUCAAGCCUUUCAAUCGCUACCCUCUACGACGUUUUCCUCAAAGUCCUACUCGACGACGAAGAAAUAAUGGGAGCCGUGAGAGAUGAUUUAAGGGCUGUUAAAGAAAGGGACCCAGCUUGUAUAAGUUACGUUCACUGUUUCCUAAACUUCAAAGGUUUCUUAGCAAUUGAAGCUCAUAGAAUUGGUCAUAGACUGUGGUCACAAGGGAGAAAGGUAUUAGCCCUUCUUAUACAGAACAAAAUAUCAGAGGUGUUUGCUGUUGAUAUCCAUCCAGGUGCUAGGAUUGGAAGAGGGAUAUUGCUGGAUCAUGCGACCGGAGUGGUGAUUGGAGAGACUGCGGUUAUAGGUAAUAACGUGUCGAUUCUGCAUAAUGUGACUUUGGGAGGGACAGGGAAGAAGAGUGGAGAUAGACAUCCGAAGAUUGGAGAUGGGGUUUUGAUUGGAGCAGGGACUUGUGUUUUAGGGAAUGUUAGAGUUGGAGAUGGAGCUAAAAUUGGAGCUGGUUCAGUUGUUUUGAAGGAAGUUCCUCCAAGUACUACUGCUGUUGGGAAUCCAGCUAGGUUAGUUGGAGGGAAGGAGAAUCCUAUCAAGCUUGAUAAGAUUCCUAGUUUUACUAUGGAUCAAACCUCUCAUAUUUCUGAUUGGUCUGAUUAUGUCAUUUAGGGUUUAUAUUUAGAUUUGGAUUUGGAUUUGAACUUCUUUUCUUCAGCAUAUACCCUGCUUUGCUUGAUUAAUUGUAUGUCUAAGUAAGUGUACCUGAGAAAGAGAACUUAAGUUCUCAUUCUACUUUCAUUAUCAUUAUUAUUAUACCAGAAAAGAAACAUGGCUUCUUUUGGCCGCUGUUGCUGUUGUUGUUUGUUUUAUGGUUUAUUAGCAUCUGGGUUUGGGGUUA